AUGGAGAUCCACAACGCUCUCGGCAUCGUGUACGAGGAUAACGAUCCCGACUACUACCGCAAAGUCUUGAUCAAGAUGUACUGGGACGGCUCCGACACGCCCUCGGUACUCGCCCCGCUGGGCGACUUCUUCUGCAUUGGCAACUCCAUGCCCGGCAAUUUUGAGAGUUUGCCCUUCACGGUCUCGGCCAAGCCGAGCGAGGACCACACGUUUGGCGGCAACUGCGGCGGCAACUGCUACCUGACGAUGCCAUUCAACAAGCGGGGGCGCAUCGAGAUCGAGAACCAGGGCGAGCACGCGUACAUCCAGUAUUUCUACAUUGACUACGAGCUCUAUAAGGAGCCAAUGCCGCAGGACACGCUCUACUUCCACGCCAUGUGGCGGCACGAGAACCCCACCGGGGGGUGGGCGCCGAAUGGCACGCAGACCAACUCUCUCGAAACCCAGGUCGCCAACCUCGACGGCAAGGACAACUAUGUCAUCCUCGAGACGGAGGGGCAGGGCAACUAUAUUGGCUGCAACCACUCCGUCUACCACUUCCAGGGGACUUGGUGGGGUGAAGGCGACGACAUGAUCUUUAUCGACGACGACCAGUGGCCGCCAUCGAUGCACGGCACCGGUGGAGAGGACUAUUUUACGCAGGGCUGGGGGAUGCAAAAGAACGCCUACAAUUUCUGCGGCUCGAUCAUCCACGAAGGCGAUGUCCCCAACACGCAGGUCUCGUACCGCUGGCACCUUCCAGACCCGGUGCGCUUCGACAAGAAGAUCAAGGUAACCAUGGAGACUGGCCACGGCAACCACUUGCGCGACGACUGGUCGACUACCGCGUACUGGUACCAGACCCUGCCUGGGCCCAAGCUCGAGAUCCUGCCCGUCGAGAAGCGCCUCCCCCGCCGCCCCGUCCUGUCUGGGAACCCAGUUGAGGAGCCCAAGAUCGAGGACAUGCCUGAGCCGCAGAAGUCCAAGGCGAUCGAACGCGAGACCCGCUUCAAGGAGUACCUCGAGGACAGGAAGGGCUGGGUCGACCGCCGUGCCGCCGACUCGCAGGAGCGCGCCGUCAAGAACGUCGAGAUCGCAAAGGAGAUCCGCGCUCGCUGGCUCAGUAGUUCGAAGUAA
Molecule: messenger RNA, 1116 nt
Organism: Apiotrichum porosum
Lineage: Eukaryota; Fungi; Basidiomycota; Tremellomycetes; Trichosporonales; Trichosporonaceae
Exons: 2
Coding region: 1-1116 (371 amino acids)
Source: RefSeq, a predicted model, not a curated record